GGUGUGGGAGGUGUGGUGGGCGGGGCUCUGGGCCGGAGGUUUUGUUGUGAGGGUCGGUUGUCAAGCAGCCGCCAAUCAGAGCAGGGGAUGGAAGCAAGUGGGGGUCGCUCCUGGAGCAGCGAGCGUCUCGGCCUCGGGAGCCGCAGUUGCAGGCCGGUGUUGAGCUGAGAUGGCUCCAGUCUGACGCCCGGAGCUCCUGGACCGCGGUGGCUGGACACAGGCUGCUGCUGUUGCCUGCGGCGGAUGGUUUAAAGGCAGCUCAGGGCCAGGAGAGAAGGCAUUCCCCCUGCCUGGAUGUGUGGGAACUCCCUGCCAACUUGAUUGGUGGAUCUGGGGGGGAUCCGCCCCCCACCCCAGCAGGAAAGCGCAGUCCGGUAUUGUGGGCGGAGCCUCAGGUGCCAGCCCCUGAAGAAUGGCCACCCCCGUGGUCACCAAGACAGCCUGGAAGUUGCAGGAGAUCGUCGCCCACGCCAGCAAUGUGUCCUCGCUGGUGCUGGGCAAGGCCUCCGGGCGGCUGCUGGCGACGGGCGGGGAUGACUGCCGCGUCAACCUGUGGUCCAUCAACAAACCCAAUUGCAUCAUGAGCCUGACGGGCCACACAUCCCCCGUGGAGAGUGUCCGCCUCAACACCCCCGAGGAGCUCAUCGUGGCCGGCUCCCAGUCGGGCUCCAUCCGCGUCUGGGACCUGGAAGCUGCCAAAAUUCUGCGCACGCUCAUGGGGCACAAAGCCAACAUCUGCAGCCUGGAUUUCCACCCCUAUGGCGAGUUUGUGGCCUCGGGCUCCCAGGACACAAACAUCAAGCUGUGGGACAUCAGGAGGAAAGGCUGCGUCUUCCGAUACCGGGGCCACAGCCAGGCCGUGCGGUGUCUGCGGUUCAGCCCCGACGGGAAGUGGUUGGCGUCGGCUGCAGAUGACCACACAGUGAAGCUCUGGGACCUGACUGCCGGCAAGAUGAUGUCCGAGUUCCCGGGCCACACGGGGCCCGUGAACGUGGUGGAGUUCCACCCCAACGAGUACCUCCUGGCCUCCGGCAGCUCUGACAGGACAAUCCGGUUCUGGGAUCUGGAGAAAUUCCAGGUGGUGAGCUGCAUCGAAGGGGAGCCAGGGCCCGUGAGGAGCGUCCUCUUCAACCCCGACGGCUGCUGCCUGUACAGUGGCUGCCAGGACUCACUGCGCGUCUACGGCUGGGAGCCCGAGCGCUGCUUCGACGUGGUCCUCGUCAACUGGGGCAAGGUGGCCGACCUGGCCAUCUGCAACGACCAGCUGAUAGGCGUGGCCUUCGCCCAGAGCAACGUCUCCUCUUACGUGGUGGACCUGACGCGGGUCACCAGGACAGGCACGGUGGCCCAGGACCCCGUGCAGGACAGCCGGCCCCUGGCGCAGCAGCCCCCCAACCCCAGCGCCCCGCUCCGGCGCAUCUAUGAGCGGCCCAGCACGACCUGCAGCAAGCCUCAGAGGGUGAAGCAGAACUCGGAGAGCGAGCGCCGCAGCCCGAGCAGCGAGGAGGACCGGGACGAGCGCGAGUCCCGCGCGGAGAUCCAGAACGCCGAGGACUACAACGAGAUCUUCCAGCCCAAGAACAGCAUCAGCCGGACACCGCCCCGAAGAAGCGAGCCCUUCCCAGCACCCCCAGAGGAUGACACGCCCGCGGCGAAGGAGGCAGCGAGGCCCAGCCCUGCCAUGGACGUGCAGCUCCCCACGCCAAAUCUCGAGGCCCCGCCCCGGCCCCCCGUCAUCACCUCCACAUCUGCACCCAAGGGUGAGCCCGCCAUCAUCCCUGCCACCCGGAAUGAGCCCAUUGGGCUCAAGGCCUCCGACUUCCUGCCUGCCGUGAAGAUCCCCCAGCAGGCGGAGCUGGUGGACGAGGAUGCCAUGUCGCAGAUCCGCAAGGGGCACGACACCAUGUGCGUGGUGCUCACCAGCCGCCACAAGAACCUGGACACCGUGCGUGCCGUGUGGACCACGGGCGACAUCAAGACCUCGGUGGACUCGGCGGUGGCCAUCAAUGACCUCUCGGUGGUGGUGGACCUGCUGAACAUCGUCAACCAGAAAGCCUCCCUGUGGAAGCUGGACCUGUGCACCACCGUCCUGCCGCAGAUCGAGAAGCUUCUGCAGAGCAAGUAUGAGAGCUACGUCCAGACGGGCUGCACCUCCCUGAAGCUGAUCCUGCAGCGGUUUCUGCCCCUCAUCACAGACAUCCUGGCAGCGCCGCCCUCCGUGGGCGUGGACAUCAGCCGGGAGGAGAGGCUGCACAAGUGCCGGCUCUGCUACAAGCAGCUCAAGGGCAUCAGUGGCCUCGUCAAGAGCAAGUCGGGCCUGAGCGGCCGCCACGGCAGUGCCUUCCGCGAGCUGCACCUGCUCAUGGCCAGUCUAGACUGAGGUGCCCCCAGGGGGCCAGCGCCUGCUCCCCGCGUCUUCACCGGCCUGCAAGCCCCUGCCUGGCCCCUGCCGCCACCCCGAGCUGUCCUGGAGGAGGCGACGCUGGGCCCUCGGCACCUCCAGAGCCUCGAACUCAACUCCAGCAAUGGCUGCCCAGCUCUGCCUGCUUAGGCAGCGAACUGAGCCCCAGGGCUGCUACUGUAAUUUAUAAGGUGAAUUUUAUUAAAUUUGUAACUCUU
This is a messenger RNA of Oryctolagus cuniculus (rabbit), 2619 nucleotides long. It is a transcript of the gene KATNB1, whose product is annotated as katanin regulatory subunit B1. Gene Ontology annotation, cellular component: katanin complex. Gene Ontology annotation, biological process: microtubule severing; microtubule depolymerization. Gene Ontology annotation, molecular function: microtubule binding. The record is from RefSeq and is a predicted model, not a curated record. NCBI's taxonomy places the organism in Eukaryota, Metazoa, Chordata, Mammalia, Lagomorpha, Leporidae.